GGAGUGGCUCAAUUGAAGCUUGUUAGUUGUUAACUCUUCUUUCAGUCUCAGAUCCAGUUUCCAGUGUUGGCACUGCAAAGGUGUCCUGUGUUGGAGAGGGAGUAUUAUGUAAUGUCAAUGCCUUGAUUGUUAUGUCACUCUUCUUCAGACUGCCCUCAUGUGCUUGAAAUUUUUAACUCAGUUUUGUUUAUAAAUAAGGAGCAAACAAUGGUGCUGUCAUUUAUAAAACAAGCAUUUCAAAAACGACCUAUGUUGGCAAACUCAGUCGUCUACGGGACUAUGUGUGUAGGAGCCGAAUUUUCUCAGCAGUACGUUACAAAACGGAUUCUUGAUAAAAAGUCUCCACCAGAGCCAAUUGACAAAGCAUCUUUAGCGCGAUACACCGUUUUAGGAACUUGUAUCAAUCCUAAUAUACUGUACUUUUGGUACAAAUGGUUAGACAAGAAUUUUGUUGGGACUGCUAAAAAAGUUGUUGUGAAGAAAGUGCUGAUAGAUCAGUUCUGUAUGACACCUCCUCUUUACGUUAUUUUCUACGUCAGUAUGAGUUUAAUGGAGGGGAAACGAGACCUCUUGGCAGAGUGUAGGGAGAAAUUUAUACCUACUUUUCAAACAAGUUGUGUAUUUUGGCUUCCCGCACAAGCCGUCAAUUUUAUGCUAGUUCCUCCUGCAGCAAGAGUUGUGUAUGUUGGAACCUGCUCCUUUUUAUGGAUCAAUAUUCUUUGCUGGAUCAAAAGGCGAGACUUCAAGCCAUCAGAGGAGGCUUGAACUGAGGCAACUUUGAAUGUUCUCUGUUUUCUGGUAUGUAUUAAGAGACAGAGAAUAGGUAUGCCAGUGUCAUUUUAAUCGUAACAGUUCCAAUUUGAAUGACGAAGAGAUUGAUUAAAUCUCAUCGUAAUAUCCUACUGUAAUAUCUCCUUAGAUGACUGUAGAGGGGAGGAUACUGUGAUAUUCCAUUGUUUAAAUUUAUUGUAAGCAAGGGAAAAGUUCAAAUGUGGGGCUGGAGGAAGAAGAGGGAUACAUGUGCAAUAUUUGAAAAAUUGAGAUAGUAAUGAUUUCAACUAAAACUAGUUUUAAAAUAUAUUGUGUGAAAAAUUCACUACUGAAAUCCAAUUUUUAAGAAUUAAAAGUGAGUUUGAACUUUCCUCCUGCCAUAAAGCUCCACAUGAUUUUGAAUUUUUGAACAUGCAUUUCUUGAAAUAGAAAAAACUGCACAGGUCUCACUUUUCCUCAACGCCCUUUCGACAAGGGAUUUAGGCAUACAUUAUCCUGGCCUGUACACAACCCAUGAAGUGUGCCAUGAAAGUAAUGAGAGGGACUCGGGAGUGUGCAGGUAUGAUUUUCUGUUACACAAUUUUGGCAUAUUUUUCGUUUCAAAGUGUGAGAUUUUGCUGCACUUCUCUGCACUACCAAACACAUAAAUGUACUCAUAUAGUUAUAAGACCAUUUCAGUCAGUGCCAUUCUAGAGCUAUAAGUAUUGUUAUAUAUGCAAAAAAGAAGUAUUUUUUCCCUGCCAAGUACAAAUUAAUAGUUCCAAUGUGAUAUCAUGUAUUAAGGAGAACACUAACAGUAUCGGCUUCAAGGAGUUUCUACAUUUCUUCUUAAAAUUAAUUAUCUCCACGAUGGAUGGACCCUUUUUAUCUCUCAGAAAGCUCAAAGGAAAGAUAUUGGCAUGGAGAGGCAAAAUUUUAGGGUGUUCUGAGGGAUAAAAUAGGUCUGUUGUCCUGUAAAAGAGUGCAAUACACAGGAGGGAGUACCUUUCUGACUAGAGAGCCUGCAAUAAUUGUUAGACGAAUUCUGUUGAAUUAUGUUAAUUAAUUCUUUAGACUAUCCCGAGUGAGGUUUUUGAUGACCACUUCCUCUUUCUUUUUUCUACUUGUUUUAUUUUAAAUUAUAAUUUCAAAUGAGGUUUUUCAGAGUGAAAAAAUAAGACUUUUACUAGAGAGUCCAGUACUCCACACCUCAUACUGACGACAACUUAGCAUUUUGCUCCGUCAGCUUGAGCAGACGUGGUUUCCCAGGCUUGAUUCUUUUGACAAGAAACAAUAGAUGCCAGAUGAGGCAAACAAACAAAUGAGUUUUGUGCUUAUUCUACAGCUUUAAUCAUCUUGACUAUCAUGAUUGGAUAGUUGCAUAAGCGAAAUGAAAAGGGGGCGGAGGACCAACAUUUUAAACUUGGUAUGGAGCCUCAUACCCAUUACAAUUUUGCAAUGCUCUAUUCAACCAUCACAACUCUAGAACCAAAGUCGUUAUUUUAAAUCCUGACUUUAUGUGUAUUAAGUGUAGUAUUCCGUAUGAGAGAGACUCAAAUUGCUUUAAGUGCCUCGAAAAGUGUCUUGAUUAAUUAUUAAUUUGCAUUUAUUUUGAGUGUACCAGUUUUGAUGUUCAAAUUUUUUUCUUCUUUUUUUGCUCUAUUUUUAAAGAAAAAAUACAAGUUUUUCAAGUUAAUUACCUAUUGUA
This is a messenger RNA of Bemisia tabaci, 2458 nucleotides long. RefSeq names its product mpv17-like protein. The record is from RefSeq and is a predicted model, not a curated record. Gene Ontology annotation, cellular component: cytoplasm; mitochondrion; membrane. Lineage: Eukaryota; Metazoa; Arthropoda; Insecta; Hemiptera; Aleyrodidae.